UUAUUUAGAAACACUGAUUACAAAGGAAUAAUAUUCAUUUCGUAAUUUGUUUCUCGGUAAUUUCGAAAUUUCUUAUCAUCUUUAAAAGUUUGGCAUGUUACUGAACCGUUAAUGAUAUCUAUUCUUUAUUAUUGUAUUCUAAAACUUUGAAGUGUAAUAUGAAAUUUUCGCAAAGUUUAAAAUACUUUGGAUUAUUACCAUUUGGUAUUUGUGGAAUGGCAGAAAGUGAAAGUAACACGGAAGAAGAUGGCAGAGAUGACGCAGGAAGAUUAUCCUUCUCAAGUAAUAGACACAAGCUUCCUUGAAAAACAAGAAAUAGUUACUCCUUCUGACAAUGAUGUAAUUGUAUUCAGCAACUUUUCAGAAAUGACAGUUAGUCAUGACAAUCUCUUGCAAAUGGAGAGAGAAAUGGAAAAGGAAGACCUACAGGAAAGACUGUUCAUUUUACAAGGGCAGAAGGACAAGAUUGAGAAGGAUCCAAAAAAAGCUUUUUUGCAGCUAGAGGAAGAGAGACUCAAUAAUGAUGGAAAGAUAAGUCUUAGUAAUGACCAAGGAAUUUGUUGUAGAAGUAUGAGUACUCCAUUUAAAAGCAGCACAAAUUCCGUUACUGAAACAUCUGGAAACCUUGAAAAUACUCCUGGAAGCACAGAGAGUCCUGACUGUUCUGCAGCAGAUAAGGAACCUAGCGCAAUGAAUUGCGAUAAAAGCAACGGCACCAUAGUGAGAGACAUGGAAAAAACAAGCAAACAAAAGGAUGAUUUGCCAAAACCUACCGCAGUUGUAAAAGAAAUAAAAAGUAAUGCUGAUGGAAAAAAGUCUGAAAUGAAAAGUGAGACUUAUAGUAAAACAAAAACAAAGUCUGAACCUGCAAAAGAAGACAAAGUGGAAAGUAGUGAAGAGACAGUGCUGAAAUCUGAUAAUCAGCAAGCAGAUAAAACACCAGCAUUGAAGAAGUCCCAUUCCCAGGCAGACAAACCUAAUCAAAAACAGAGCAAUCAAAGGUCUCAAGGAAAGCAAUCACAGCCACAAGCCACAAAACCAGCAGAACAACCGAAAAAGAAAUCGUCAAGACAGCGAUUUAAAGACAUCAACAAGAAAGAUACAGGAGGAGAUUUGAUGGAUGCGUACACUGAGAAGAAGCCAUCACCAGAGGUACAUGAAGGUUUUAUUCAAAAUAUUGCACAACCGUAUCCGCUACCUGUAAGCACUGCUUCGUUACAGCCAAAAAACAUUUCACAGACUCAGCCACCACUUUAUAACGGAAUGCCACCUAUGUAUUACUCCCAUAUGCAAUCAAACCAACCCAUACAACCACAGCAAACACAACAACAACCUGCACCAAAUACGGGAAUUUCCACAAAUACCAAAAAGGCAAGAUCCAAAAGACCUUCGAAGAUCAUCAUUAAGGAUCCAAACAGCAAAAAAGAUAUUACAGAAGAAAUAAGAACACAUAGUGGAACUGCUAAUGGUAGAUCAACUGCCACCCCUCCAUUGGCUAAUACAGCUGCACAAACAGAAUCAUCAGCAAUCCAGGCAGAAUUUGCUGCCAAAGUAGAAGCCCGUAGAGCUGGUGGCAAAUUGUAUGGUGAGAAAAGUGAAGGUACUAACAAAGAAAAACCCAGCCAAGGAGAGAAGAGUAGGAUAGAUUUAAAAAUUAUUGAGAAUGGUAAAACUCCUCGUGAUCAGGAAGUAAAGGAUUGUCCAAUGCAAAUCGAGAAAAAUUCAGCCAAAAAUGCUAAAUUAAAAAAUGCCAAUGUUGUUGAUAAUUCAAAGAAGGAAGAUGAGAUGGAUUUUGAAGCUCAACAAAGUUCUUCAAAUAUGAAGGAAAAGACCAAAGAAGAAACUUCAUAUGAAACUGAAGUGAAAGUUUUGAAAGCUGACAGAGAACAGAAUGGAAACAUUGAAUCUGAUGUUGAAAUCAGUUAUAGGAGAAAAGAACCAGAUGAUGUAGAAAAGAAAAUUCUAACAAAGUCUGAUCAUCUAGAUUUCGUGACACAGAAAAAUGGAACAGAACUCAAGAGUGACUUAGACAGUAAGCAAAUGACGGAAAAUAACAAAGAAAGUCCAAAUAACAGUGUAGCAACUUCAGAUAACAUAGUAUCAACUUCUGAUAACAUUGUAGCAGCUUCUGAUAACAUUUUUGCUACUUCUGACCACAAUCCAGAAACUCGUGCUAAAGCGUCUUUUGAUAAAAACCAAACACCUGAUCCUAGUGCUGUAACCCAUUAUAAAAAUCUAAUUCCUCCAGAUGAUAGUGAAGCAACACCUGAUAUCAAACCAGAUACUGCUGAUAACUGUGCAGGAACUCCAGAGAACAGCACAGCAACUUUACCCCAGAGUAGAACAGGGAGCAGUGGUGGUGGCUCGCAGAGAUCCGAAUUCUUACCUUCUUAUGCACGCCCGAAAAAUCAGCCCGGUGGUGGAAAACGAGAUAGCCGGUCAAAACCUCCAAGAAAAAUUAUUCCAAUGGCUCCACAUCCAGUUGUAGUGCUAAACAAAAGCGAAAACAGAUGGUUGCGACCUAAAGAGAGAGAAAAGGGAUUGUCUGAGGAAGAAAAAACUACAGCAGAAUUGUAUCGUAAUGUUAUGGCGAUUUUAAAUAAGCUGACUCCUCAGAAGUUCAAGACGUUAGUGGAAAAGAUGAUGGCUUUGAAUAUUGACUCCUGUGAACGUCUUGAAGGCGUCAUUGAUAUAAUAUUUGAAAAGGCGAUCGGUGAACCAGUUUUUAGCGUUGCAUACGCUAACAUGUGUCGAUGUUUGUUUACUUUAAAGAUAAAUGAUGCUGAUGGUAAUGUUGUGUCCUUUCGAAAGCUGUUGUUGAAUCGGUGUCAGAAAGAAUUCGAGAAAGAAAAGGAAGAUGAAGCUUUGUUAGAAAAACAGAAACUUGAGCAAUUGGAAGGAUUGUCGGAGGAAGAACAAAAAGCAAAGAGAGAAGAGCUAGACGAAGAUUUGGCCAAAAAUAAGAGGCGAAUGUUGGGAAACAUCAAAUUCAUAGGGGAAUUAUUUAAACUUAAGUUGCUGACAGAAAACAUCAUGCACGACUGUAUUUUCAAGUUGCUUCGGGCUGGUGACGAGGAAAGCUUAGAAAGUAUGUGCAAGCUGCUGUUUACCAUUGGUAAACAUCUUGAUUCAGAAAAAGCUAAGCCGAGAAUAGUGCAAUAUUUCGAUAAGAUCAACAAAAUUAUUAUUGCCAAGAAAGUGUCAUGGCGUGUGAUUUUCAUACUUCGUGAUGUCGUUGAUCUUCGAGACAAUAAAUGGGUACCUCGAAGAGAGGAGCAUGUUAACCCAAAAACGAUUGACCAAAUUCACAAAGAAGCAGAAAUGGAGAAACAACAGGAACAAAAAUUAGUGUCACAAUUGCCUGCCAAGGAUAAACAACAAAUAAAGAAAGGUAGUUCAGGUGGACGGGAUAGUCCUAAACCGGUCGCAAACGAUGGCUGGAUUACUACAGGAAAAGGCGGAAAGUCGCAGCCUAUCGACCAAAAUAAACUAAGAAACAUGGCAAAGCCCAUUGUUGAUAACAUCAUAAUUGUUGACGUUGAAGAUCUGACUUGGGAAGAUAAAGAGAAAACAAUAGGAGAAAAUAUUAAAGUUGAAAGUGAGAUUGAAAACGUGGCAGAAUCCGGGCUUCUUGUUGAACGGAAAAGGAGAAAGUACGAACGAGAUUUUCUCUUACAAUGUCGACACAUGCAAGUUUGUAAGGAAAAACCAGCAAACCUGCCCCAUAUUGAUGUCAUAUUGGACGUUCCACAACCACCCCGUAUUUUAAAAUUUCGUCCGCUACCUCUAAACAAAAGCAAAAGCAAAUGGCUGCGACCUAAAGAGAGAGAAAAGGGAUUAUCUGAGGAAGAAAAAACUACAGCAGAAUUGUAUCGUAAUGUUGUGGCGAUUUUAAACAAACUGACUCCUCUGAAGUUCAAGACGUUAGUGGAAAAGAUGAUGGCUUUGAAUCUUGACUCCUCUGAACGUCUUGAAGACGUCAUUGAUAUAAUAUUUGAACAUAAGGCAAUCGGUGAACCAGUAUUUUGCCUUGCAUACGCCAACAUGUGUCGAUGUUUGUGUCUUUUAAAGAUAAAUGAUGUUGAUGGUAAUGUUGUGUCCUUUCGAAAGUUGUUGUUGAAUCGAUGUCGGAAAGAAUUGGAGAAAGAAAAGGAAGAUGAAGCUUUGUUGGAAAAACAGAAACUUGAGCAAUUGGAAGGAUUGUCGGAGGAAGAACAAAAAGCAAAGAAAGAAGAGCUAGACGAAGAUUUGGCCAAAAAUAAGAGGCGAAUGUUAGGAAACAUCAAAUUCAUGGGGGAAUUAUUUAAACUUAUGUUGCUGAAAGAAAACAUCAUGCACCGCUGUAUUUUUAAGUUGCUUCAAGCUGGUGACGAGGAAAGCUUAGAAAGUAUGUGCAAGCUGCUGUUUACCAUUGGUAAAGAUCUUAAUUCAGAAAAAGCUAAGCCGAGAAUAGUGCAAUAUUUCGAUAAGAUCAACGAAAUUAUUAGUGCCAAGAAAGUGUCAUCGCGUGUGAUUUUCAUGCUUCGUGAUGUCGUUGAUCUUCGAGAAAAUAAAUGGGUACCUCGAAAAGAAGAGCGUUACUCUGAGUGGAAAAAGGGUGGACUUGAUAGUCCUAUAGCAGUCGCAAACGAUGGCUGGAUUACUACAAGAAAUUGCGAAAAGUCGCAGCCUAUUGACCAAAAUAAACUAAGAAAUAUGACGAAGGCUGCAGUGAUGAUCCCUGGACAGCGUAAUCAGCACUACAUGACAGCCCCUUCUAUAACAAUAUCACAACGACCAUUAAGACCAGGCAGGACAAUGUAUUCCUCCUCCCCACCAAAACCACUAAUGAUGCAAGAAUGUGCAAUGCCACGUCAAUAUCAAGUUCUACAGGAACCAUAUGGGCAGAUAAUGCGACCAGGUUUCAUACAAAAUAUUCCACAACCUUAUCCGCUUCCUGUAAGCACUGCUUCAUUUCCGCAGCAAUACAUUUCACAAACUCAGCCACAGCAGCCACAACAACGACCUGCACCAAAUACAGGAAUUUCCACAAAUACCAAAAAGGCAAGAUCCAAAAGACGUUCGAAGAUCGUCAUUAAGGAUCCAAACAGCAACAAAUAUAAUACAGUUUCCAUUAUCCAGGCAGAGUUUGCUGCCAAAGUAGAAAAAGUAGAAGCUCGUAGAGCUGGUGGCAAAAUGACGGAGCAGUAAGUAAGAGCACAUCAAGCUUGAAAAUGCGUUUUUGUUAAAAAUGACGGAAACAUACCAUUUGGUGAUGUACACAAUGCUGAAAUUAAUUUGGAUAUCCUCUUUUAAUAUAAAUGUCGAUUGAAGUAAAUUAAACAGGGAAUUCAUGGAUGUA
Molecule: messenger RNA, 5341 nt
Organism: Xenia sp. Carnegie-2017
Lineage: Eukaryota; Metazoa; Cnidaria; Anthozoa; Malacalcyonacea; Xeniidae
Product: eukaryotic translation initiation factor 4 gamma 3-like
Exons: 28
Coding region: 247-5190 (1647 amino acids)
Cellular component (GO): eukaryotic translation initiation factor 4F complex
Molecular function (GO): mRNA binding; translation initiation factor activity; protein binding
Source: RefSeq, a predicted model, not a curated record